CUCAUAUUCCACUAUGACCUAUGUCCAACUUGAGCUGCUGACGUUAGACGAUGAGGUGUUCUUGCACAAUAUCCGACGAGGCAUGCGUCCUCCCAUCGAGACACACGGGCGGUGUCGACAAGUCAUGCGUCAACCACAAGAUGACCCACAGCGGUGCCGACAAGACAUGCGCCAUACCAGCUACAACAACGGUCGGUGCCGACGAUGCAUGCGUUAACCUAACGAUGACCACACGGGGACCCACGGGCGGUGCCGAUGAGGCAUGCGUCCUUCUCAGCGGGACAAACGGUCGGUGCCGACAAGGCAUGCGUCAAUGCAGCAAGGACCCUAGCGAAGACAACAGCAAAGACCCUAGCGAAGUCCACAGCAAAGUCUACAAGAUACCACAGCAGAGACCCAAGAGAAGUUCACAGCAAAGACUACAAGAGACCACAGCGAUGACUCCAGCGAAGAUCACGCACACCAUAGCACCGAUGACCACCCCAUAGAAACGCAGCAACAAAGGUACUCUGACGUUCACAGCACAACGUGGCAACGAUGACCCCAGUAGCAAAGAUGACCACAUGACGACGAGCCAAUCAAGUAACAGCGGCAGUGACGCCAGCGUCAGCAUCAACGCGAAUGCCGAUGCAUAAUAGUUCUGCUGUUCAGUAUACUGUACACCAGCGGUGGGCAAGCUGCGACGCGU
Molecule: messenger RNA, 688 nt
Organism: Drosophila innubila
Lineage: Eukaryota; Metazoa; Arthropoda; Insecta; Diptera; Drosophilidae
Exons: 2
Coding region: 51-488 (145 amino acids)
Source: RefSeq, a predicted model, not a curated record